AUGGACGAGCUGUGGGCGCGUGCGUCUUCCUCGGUGACCACAGAUGUGAGCGUUGCCAGCGCAAAGCAAUACACCCACGUCGUCGUGGGCUGUGGUCUGGCCGGUCUGACCGUGGCUGUGCGCUUGUCAGAAGACUCCAGCAACACCGUCUUGUGCAUCGAAGCAGGAGGAGAUUCCAGGACAGACUCGAGGGUGCAAUCUCUCGGGGCAUAUGGCCAGGCUUUUGGCUCGUCCCUAGACUGGAGCUUCAAGACGACUUCUCAGGCCUCGACUGGAACUACCAAGACCAUUCAUGCCGGUAAGACGCUGGGUGGAUCCACUGCCAUCAACGGAGGUUCCUGGGGCAGGCCCGACAGGUCGCAAAUUGACGGCAUCGGUAGUCUGGGCAACGAAGGUUGGAGCUGGGACGACCUUGAGACGUUCAUGAAAAAGUCAGAAAACAGUCACGCACCCAACUCAGCUCAGAGCUCAGCGGGCGCACAGUGGGACUCGGACGCUCAUGGCACUAGCGGACCCCUCGAUAUCAGCUUCCCGCCCUCGAUGUACAGUGGUCCUCAGCAGCCAGCUUUCGUCCAGGGUCUCUCGCAAGCCCUGAACGUCACUCAAGUAGCAGACCUGUCCUCAGGAGACGUCACUGGCGUGGUAGCCUACACGCAAGACUCAAUCCUACCAGAUGGCGACCGCGUUCGCGUAUCAUCUGCCACGGCUUACCUCUCCCCAGUUGAAAGCUCGCGAUCGAACUUGGUCGUACUGCUCAACUACCGAGGUAUCUCUAUCAAGUGGGCGUCUGGCAGCGGUGCCCGUGCCACUGGCGUAGUAGCGAAGUCCUCGGCCACUGGUCCCUCUACCACAUUCGGAGCCUCAAAAGAGGUCAUCGUUGCGGCUGGUGCCCUUCGAAGUCCCGUCUUCCUGGAAUCAUCCGGCAUCGGCGAUUCUUCCAUUCUCUCCAAGAUCGGCGUCUCCACUAAAGUGAACUUGCCAGGUGUCGGUCGCAAUCUUCAAGAGCAAACGAUGAAUUCCAUCGGCACGCCUUCCGGCAGCUACGACUUUGGAGGGGACGGUCCCUCGAAUGUCAUUGCCUUCCCGAACAUCUACCAAUUGAUGUCGAACGCAAGUGACGUGCGUAGCUGGAUCGAAGCGAACAUGAACGACUGGGCUCAAGCGCAAGCCAACGGCGGCUUCGUCAUCAGCAAGGAGUCUCUAUUGAAGCAGUGGAACAACACACUCACUCUUCUCUUCGAUAAGAAAGUCGGAGCCGUAGAAUUCUUUGGGGACUCGGGCUACCCCGCUGGCGGCUUUGGCAUCGAUACCUGGCAGAUGCUUCCCUUCUCCAGGGGAUCGAUUCAUGCCACCUCUGCCUCUGGCUUUUCCCGAUCUACUAUCAACCCAAACUACUUUAGUGUACCUGCAGACAUGCAAAUCACAGUCGCAGGUCUUCGAGGAGCUCGCAAAGUACUCAAGUCCAAUGCCGUCUCGCAGGCAUUGGGUCAGAGUGAAUCGGUUCCCGGCUUCCAAUUGAUUCCUGAUGGCUCUAAUUCAGGUCGUUACGACCGAUGGGCCAGCUGGGUCUUGGACCCCAACGCCGGCUUUUCUUCGGUCGCUCAUCCCAUUGCCACCUGCUCCAUGCUGCCAGAAGCUGAUGGCGGUGUUGUUGGAUCCGACUUCUUGGUGUACCACACGCAGAAUGUCCGCGUGGUCGACGCCUCGGUCCUGCCCACACAGAUCUCCGCCCACCUGUCCGCAACGCUAUACGGCAUUGCUGAGAAGGCUGCCAGCGUCAUCGCUGCUGCGGCAUGA
Molecule: messenger RNA, 1797 nt
Organism: Microstroma glucosiphilum
Lineage: Eukaryota; Fungi; Basidiomycota; Exobasidiomycetes; Microstromatales; Microstromataceae
Product: alcohol oxidase
Exons: 2
Coding region: 1-1797 (598 amino acids)
Molecular function (GO): flavin adenine dinucleotide binding; oxidoreductase activity, acting on CH-OH group of donors
Source: RefSeq, a predicted model, not a curated record